Meloidogyne enterolobii is the source of this 510-nucleotide messenger RNA. The record is from the annotation of a GenBank genome assembly. Lineage: Eukaryota; Metazoa; Nematoda; Chromadorea; Rhabditida; Meloidogynidae.
AUGUUUCCAAUUUUGGCCCCAAAAGCCCGCAGACCAAGUGAAAUUGAAGAACAACAACAAUCUGAUAAUGCUUCAAAAUCUUUACCUAAUGAAACAAUCUCUUCUGCUGCUGAACGUUAUUUUCAAGCACCAGAACUUCCAAAAUUACGGGCUAUUGUUUUUGCUGAAUUUGAUAAUGAUAUUGGACGUGUUCUUAGAUUUCAGGUGUUUUUUGUGAUUCCUUGUCAAGUUUUUGAUAAACAAAGAUUUGAGUCAAUUUCUUCUGCAAUUAUCCCAUCCGAGGAGGUGAACAAGGACAAAAGAUAUCCCCGUGAAAUUCUUAUUCUCAACAUGUGCUUUGUUAUUUCUAGACAAGUUGAGUGUGAUUGGGUAUAUGAACCUUUGGUACAAAAAUGUGCUGAAUAUUUGGUUGAAUUAGAAAAAGAACGAUCAUUCAUUUCUGAAGAAAAAUUGCGUCUUCCAGUUUUAAUGAGAGAAAUAUUCCUUGGCUUAAAUAAUAAAGGCAAUUAA